Molecule: messenger RNA, 3331 nt
Organism: Physeter macrocephalus (sperm whale)
Lineage: Eukaryota; Metazoa; Chordata; Mammalia; Artiodactyla; Physeteridae
Gene: MIGA2
Product: mitoguardin 2
Exons: 16
Coding region: 162-2108 (648 amino acids)
Biological process (GO): mitochondrial fusion
Source: RefSeq, a predicted model, not a curated record
UGAGGCUUGCAGCGGGCGGGAGCCGUGCCUGAGCGGGGAACUGGGUAGGGUUGCAGGUGUCCCAGCUCAGCCGGACUAGAAGGGCCAGCGUUGGAAAGAGCAGGUACUCGGGCCGUGGGCGGCGCGAGAGGUGGAACGGAAGGUACCCGGUCAGUAGGAAGAUGCCCGGGCCUGGAACAUUGCAGAGAUCGGAGCAGGGGCGCAGCUCUGUGGAGGGACCUUCUGGUAUGUGUGUCCCUGUCCUUUCGGGGCGUGGAUGGUGCCCGGGACCCAGCCAGCAACCAAUUGAAGACGAUCUCCCUGGAAGCUCUCGGCCCCGAGGGCUCUCGCCUGGGGUGCCGAUCCUGCCAUGGCAUUCCGGAGGACUGAGGUCUGCCUUCUCCCAGCUGCGGUUGACACCAGGCCUGCGGAAGGUCCUCUUUGCCACGGCCCUGGGGACUGUGGCCUUGGCCCUGGCCGCCCACCAGCUGAAGAGGCGACGGCGGAAGAAGAAGCAGGUCGGCCCCGAGAUGGGAGGCGAGCAUCUGGGCACAGUGCCCCUCCCCAUCCUCAUGGCCAGGAAGGUCCCGUCAGUGAAGAAAGGCUACUCCAGCCGGAGGGUCCAGAGCCCCGGUAGCAAGAGCAACGACACUCUGAGCGGCAUCUCCUCCAUCGAGCCCAGCAAGCACUCGGGCUCCUCCCACAGCUUGGCCUCGAUGGUAGUGGUGAACUCAUCCAGCCCCGUGGCUGCAUGCUCGGGGCCAUGGGACACCAGAGGGAUGGAGGAGUCCGUGACCACCAGCAGCGGCAAUGCUGAGAGCCUCUACAUGCAAGGCAUGGAGCUCUUUGAGGAAGCUCUGCAGAAGUGGGAACAGGCGCUGAGCGUGGGGCAGAGGGGGGACGGCCUCCGGAACCCCGAGGCCGCUUCAGAGGCGCUGUCUGAGCCAGAGUCACAGCGAAGAGAGUUUGCGGAGAAGCUGGAGUCCCUGCUGCACCGGGCCUACCACCUGCAGGAGGAGUUCGGGUCCACCUUCCCGGCCGACAACAUGCUGCUGGACCUCGAGCGGACCCUCAUACUGCCCCUGACCGAGGGCUCGCUGCAUCUGCGGGCGGACCGUGAGGACAGCCUGACCUCGGAGGAUUCCUUCUUCUCCGCCCCCGAGCUCUUUGAGUCCCUGCAGGUCGGAGAUUACCCGAGCCCACUCUCCAGGCCUGCCGCCGCCUACGAGGAGGCCCUGCAGCUGGUGAAGGAGGGCAGAGUGCCCUGCCGGACCCUCAGGUGCUGUGACUCUGCGCUUCCCCUCAGGACAGAACUGCUGGGCUGCUACAGUGACCAGGACUUUCUGGCCAAGCUGCAUUGUGUGCGGCAAGCCUUCGAGGGCCUCCUGGAGGACAAGAGUCACCAGUUUUUCUUCGGGGAGGUUGGCCGGCAGAUGGUGACGGGUCUGAUGACCAAGGCUGAGAAGAGCCCCAAAGGCUUCCUGGAGAGCUACGAGGAGAUGCUGAGCUACGCCCUGCGGCCGGAGACCUGGGCCACCACGCGGCUGGAGCUGGAGGGCCGAGGGCCCCUACACACCCUGCCUGCUCUGCCCUCCGAGCGCUGCUGCCCCCCGCAGGUGGUGCGCAUGAGCUUCUUUGACAUCGUGCUGGACUUCAUCCUCAUGGACGCCUUCGAGGACCUGGAAAACCCCCCGUCCUCGGUGCUCGCCGUCCUGAGGAACCGCUGGCUGUCGGACAGCUUCAAGGAGACGGCCCUGGCCACUGCUUGCUGGUCUGUCCUGAAAGCCAAGAGGAGGCUGCUGAUGGUGCCUGAUGGCUUCAUCUCCCAUUUCUACUCCGUAUCGGAGCACGUUAGCCCCGUCCUAGCCUUCGGCUUCCUCGGACCCAAGCCUCAGCUCUCUGAAGUCUGUGCUUUCUUUAAGCACCAGAUCGUGCAGUACCUGAGGGACAUGUUCGACCUGGACAACGUGCGCUACACAUCGGUGCCGGCGCUGGCGGACGACAUCCUCCAGCUGUCCCGGCGCCGCAGCGAGAUCCUGCUCGGCUACCUGGGGGCGCCGGUGGCCAACAGCAUUGGCCUGAACGGUGUGCUGCCCCGAGAGAACGGGCCCCCAGAGGAGCUGCAGUAGUGGUGGGUGUGGACCGGGAGGGGUGGCUGCCUGGUCCUCAUUCACGUGGCUGAUGGCAGAGAGAAGGCCUUGGGGUUGGCAUUGGAGGCCUGGGUGUCUGGCCGUCAGCAGUGGCAGAGCCCAGGCCAUGGUGGCCAAGGGUGCUCGCCCCUGACCUCGCCCCCACCCCAACGUCCAUCACCUGGGAAUCCCCGAGGCCCAGGGGAUAAACGUCCUCGGAGCGGCGUGGAGCCCCGAGGGGCCCGCCUCAGCUGUUCGUGGGAAAGCAGAGGCUGGACCAGUGGCCAGUGGGGCCUGAGGCGUUGUGAGGAGAAUCAGGACGGCAGAGAUGGGAUGCCCCGGGGGUGGGUGCCCAAAACCUCCUGCCACCCCAGGGCUGCUGAGUGGGGCUGGGGGGGUGGAGAUGAAAGAGGGGGUGGCCGGGCGCUGCCGUGGAGGAACCUGGGCUGGACAGUCUCAGAUCCAGGCAUCUGCCUGGCCAGUCCUGACGGCCCGCUGCCACCCGAGAGAAUGUGCUGCUCCAGAGACAGAGGGUGGGAGCCGCAGAGUGUGGCCGGGGGCACCUUGGUGGGCCUCGGGCCCGGGCCAUCCAGAGGCGGGCCCGCUUUCCUUGCGCUCACGUCACGUGGGGACCAGGCCCUUGAACAAACCCAUGCACCGAACCAGGACACCGUCCUCUGACAUACCCUGGCCCUGCCAAAGGCUGUCAUUUCUCCUCCCACCUACCUCUGCCACCACCAAAGACGGAGGAGGUGGGGCUGGUCCCCUCGCCCCUGUGAGCCUGGAACCCCCUGGCUGGUGCUAGGCACUGAGCUGGAGGCUCUGACCAGGGGUCACCAGGAGCAGGGCCCCUGGAGUGAGGGGGCCCAGGGGCCACAUCAGGGGAGGUUAGAGGAUGUAGGCGGCUGGACCAGCAUCAGGACAAGAAACUUGCCUGGCACUUUGCCUUCAACUCGAUGACAAAUGCUCUCAAGCCGUGUAGCGGUGCAGAGCCCGCCUCCCCGCUGGUCCUGCAGAGGAAGGCUGGCCGGCAUUUGUAGACUCACUUCUCUUACAGUGUUUUCACCUGAGAUGGGCUCUUUUAUUUAUUGCCUUAACACUUUAUUUUGAGGUCUGCCCCUUUCCAGGUGGAGAGGCCUACAAGAGAGACAGCCUCCUGGUUCUCCACACUCUGGAGUUGGGACUGGCUCAGACGGGGCGGGGGGGGCACCCUCCCCUGAAUG